AUGACCAAGCCAACUGCCACCUCAGAAGAUAGCUCAGGAACUCACGUCGGAACCUUGCAGGCAUCAUCAACAGUUCCGCGACCGGCAACAGCCUCCAACAGUACCAUAUCCACUCCGGAUGCUGGCCCUGACAGUGAACUCCACACUACCAACACUUCAUCGCACGACGAUUCUGCCAUAGAAAGCAACCAUCCUAAAACUCCCGAUUCCACAUCGUCGCCAGAAUAUCAAGCACCCCCUCUAAGCCCUACCUCUUCAAUACGCGCUACGGCGUCAAACGGAACCCCGUCUUCAGGAUCCUCCUCCGCGCUACUACCCCCUUUCCAGCGUCCAAGACCCGACUCGCCCUCGCCGGUCCCCCCAACAAGGGCGAUCCAGGCAGCCGAAAGAGCACAAAUAGCCGCAGCUUUCAAGCACGCUCCGUAUCGCCUCAUUCUACUUGACUACGACGGCACGCUCGCCCCACUCGCGUCGUCUCCAGACAAUGUGACUCUCCACCCCCGCCAGCUAAAAGUCCUUGCAGCGCUCUCCACGGUUGUUAACACAACCGUCUACAUUGUUUCGGGGCGCCCUUCAGGUUUCCUCACAAACCAAUUUGGUGGCUCUUGUCCCUCGGUCGGCCUCGUUGCGGAACACGGAGCUCUUUGGCAUCUGGUGGGAUGCCAAUUUUGGCAACCAACUUAUGGUAUCCUUUCAGCGGAUCAGCUAGCUUGGCUUAUCUGGGUUGGAAACGCCUUCACCGGACUCCAAAAUUUAGUUCAAGGCAGCUGGACGGAAAAGAAGAAGGUGGCAUGCGUUUGGCAUUACAGAGAUAAUCAAGCCGAUGGCGAGAGGAUGGUGGACAGCGUAAUAGAUGUAUUAGCGCGAGCUAGCUGCAGAAAAGGCGUGGGUGGGACGUAUAGGAUUAUGAAAGGGAAGGAUGCGCUUGAGAUGAUGGCAGUAGACAUCGGAAAGGGCAGCGCGGUUGAAGCUUUGAUAGUCCGGCAAGAGAAGCACAGGAGUCCACUGCGGCGAGAACAAGGGUUUGUGUUUUGUGCAGGCGACGAUACCACCGAUGAGCAUAUGUUCGCGGCGGUAAAUGCGGCACGGAUCCCAGAAAAUCUGAAGUUUACGGUCAAAGUGAGAGACGGACCCCGGGACAAGAAGGAAACGGCAGCGAAGUGGUCUGCUGAUGGUACUGCUUCGAUCUGGGAAGUGCUGGAGGACUGCCUCUUGGCAGUGGGAGUAGUUGUAGAUGAGACGGAGCUUUAA
Bacidia gigantensis is the source of this 1251-nucleotide messenger RNA. RefSeq lists its product as uncharacterized. Gene Ontology annotation, biological process: trehalose biosynthetic process. Lineage: Eukaryota; Fungi; Ascomycota; Lecanoromycetes; Lecanorales; Ramalinaceae. Bases 1 to 1251 code for a protein of 416 amino acids. Gene Ontology annotation, molecular function: catalytic activity. The transcript is spliced from 2 exons. The record is from RefSeq and is a predicted model, not a curated record.